Molecule: messenger RNA, 540 nt
Organism: Prunus armeniaca (apricot)
Lineage: Eukaryota; Viridiplantae; Streptophyta; Magnoliopsida; Rosales; Rosaceae
Source: the annotation of a GenBank genome assembly
AUGUUUGGUACACGUACCGUGCAGGUUGAAGACACAGUAGACUCCGACAGCAUGGUGGUAAAGGGUCGACAUUCAUUACCGUUUGUCUCUGUGCUGGGUCUGAUAACGUUCAACGCAGGCCUAUGGUUACCCACAUCUAGAGCCGGUGUACAGAGCAAGUUCGGAGCAUUGCAGUAUAGCGUUUUAUCAUCCUACUCUGACAUCCUGGGUAACUGGGCUGCUACUCCCAGGUCCAUCUAUCCUUGUUUCAAACGAAUGGCUAUCAUCUUGAUCUUGCCUAGCCGCAAGAAGGCUGUGUUUAGAGGGGUGGGAGGACGGUGGGUUGCUGGAUGUUUGCGUCAUGUUCCACAAAAUGCGGUCCGUUUCACCUGCCGGCAAGAUGCUAUUUUCCCUGCGGCAUUGGACGCUCUUUCUGCGAGCAUAGACAUACUUCCGGGGAUUUGCUUGCUCACGUGUGCCUCUCGCUUAUUCUGGUCUGGCCAGAGCUUGAUAGCAAUUUUUCAACCAGUGUCUUCGUUUAGUGGAUUUGUAGUAUUUUGA